CGCAGAGCCCCGCAGCCAGCGAGCGCUGCCUUCCUGGGAAGCGGGCGGCUGCUCGCGAGCGCAGCCCUGCUCUGCCCGCCAGCCGCGCAUCCCGGUGCCUGUGCCCCACGGCCACAGCUUUGCUGCGCUAUAGCGCAUAGAAUAUGUGCAAACCCACAGGCGCUAAGGUGCUUUCUGUGGGGCUUCUGGGCAGUGGUGACUAUUACGCCUAGAGAUACCUUUCGAGGGCUCUCGCUGCGCCUCUGCGUAGCAAGCGACACUGCGGUGCUCGGGAUCAGGGCGGCAGCUGCCUCUUGGAGACGUCUUGGGCUCCGUGCACCCUCCCUCUCGUUCCUCCUCCGCUCUCUCCUUCCCUCCCCGAGCUGCUCGCUCCCUCCCUCGCCCGCUCACAGCAGCGCCUCCCGGAGCGGCAGGCGUGCGUCCCCGCCGCUUCUCUUCCAAAGGGGCCUCCUCACUUCCGAGACGCAGUGACAAGUUAAUAUGGGCAUCCAAGCCUCGGGUCCCAGGAGGAGAAUUGCCACAGUCAACCACCCCUGAGCGCCCAGAGCCCUUCAAGAGGCCUCCCAGAAAAGGCGUGAGACCGGGCUGCAGCAUCUGUCCAGGUGGGACCAGCUGAGCGCCGCGACCCGUCCUCCUCCGCAUCCCGGCAUCGCGAAGGCGCGCUCUCCGGAUUGCUCCGAGCUCCCCGACCCGGGGAUUUUUUUCCCCUCGCUGGUGGUGGGCGCCUCGAGGGCCGAGGCCCGGCGCCUGCUCUGCUGCCCGCGCUGCCUUUAGCGGUCGCCUCCGCCGCCGCUGCCAGGGACGUGCUGGGAAAGCCGAAGCCCCGGGAGAAGAUGCCGGCCAUCCUGGUCGCCUCCAAAAUGAAGUCGGGACUGCCCAAACCCGUGCACAGCGCCGCACCCAUCCUGCACGUGCCCCCAGCCCGAACCGGCCCCCAACCCUGCUACCUCAAGUUGGGAAGCAAAGUGGAGGUGAGCAAGAUCACCUACCCUAGUCAGAUCCCCUUGAAAUCGCAGGGGCUGCAGGAGCCGACGGGGGAGGGGCUCCCGCUGCGGAAGAGCGGCUCGGUGGAAAACGGGUUCGAUACCCAGAUCUACACGGACUGGGCCAAUCAUUAUCUAGCCAAAUCAGGCCACAAACGUCUCAUCAAGGACCUCCAGCAAGAUGUGACGGAUGGUGUCCUCCUGGCGCAGAUCAUCCAGGUUGUGGCAAAUGAAAAAAUUGAAGACAUCAAUGGCUGUCCGAAGAACAGGUCACAAAUGAUUGAAAACAUAGAUGCCUGCUUGCAUUUCCUGGCAGCUAAGGGAAUAAACAUCCAGGGGCUGUCUGCAGAAGAGAUCAGGAACGGAAACCUCAAGGCCAUCCUAGGCCUGUUCUUCAGCCUGUCCCGGUACAAACAGCAACAGCAGCCCCAGAAGCAGCCCCUCUGCUCACCGCCUGCACCCUCCGCACCCCUACACCAGGCUGGCACUCCACAGGGGCCAGCUGCACUCCAGGCCCCGUGCCAGCCGCCCCAGCCAACACCACAGCAGCAGGCAAAAGCACAAGCUGACAUGCAGUCCAGUGCAUCAUCCAAGGACUCACCUCAAAGCAAAAUCAUCCGCUUCACUCUGGGUCAGAAAAAGAUCUCUAGACUGCCAGGUCCUACCUCGAGGGCAUCCGCUGCAGGCAGCGAGGCCAAAACACGUGGAGGGUCAGCCACUGCUAACAACCGACGCAGCCAGAGCUUUAACAACUAUGACAAGUCCAAACCAGUCACCUCCCCACCACCACCAAGCAGCCAUGAAAAAGAGCCAUUGGCAAGCCCAGCCUCCUCCCACCCCGGAAUGAGUGAAAAUGCACCUGCCACUUUGGAGAAUGUCAGCAGCUCCACCCCUGCUAAUAGCGGCGCCUCCUCGGCCAUCCCCCAGCCCGGCGCUGCCCCCAAGCCCUGGCGCAGCAAGUCAGUCAGCGUGAAGCACAGUGCCACGUCAGGCCUGCUCGUGGUCAAGCAGUCCGUGCCUGAGGUCCCCAGGCCCACGGCCGAAGCCAUGAAGCCAGCCGCCAACAACCAGAAGUCCAUGCUGGAAAAGCUAAAACUUUUCAACAGUAAAGGGGGUUCCAAGGCAGGUGAGGGCCCGGGGUCACGGGACACAAGCUGUGAGCGGCUAGAGAUCCUGCCCAGCUUUGAAGAGAGCGAGGAGAUGGAGGCCCCCGGUCCCUCACCGUGCACGGCGGGCCCUGCUUCCAGCAGCCCUAAGAUUGCCCUCAAGGGCAUCGCCCAGAGAACCUUCAGCAGGGCGCUCACCAACAAGAAGAGUUCCCCGAAAGGCAACGAGAAGGAGAAGGAGAAACAACAGCGGGAGAAGGAAAAAGAGAAAAGCAAGGACCUCUCCAAGCGGGCCUCUGUGACAGAGAGGCCGGACCUCAAAGAGGGGCCGAAAGAAGACCCCAGUGGGGCAGUGGUGACUGAAAUACCAAAAAAGUCCUCCAAGAUUGCCAGCUUCAUCCCCAAAGGGGGGAAGCUCAACAGUGCCAAGAAGGAGGCUGUGGCCCCUCCCCACAGUGGGAUACCAAAACCAGGAAUGAAGAGUAUGCCCGGGAAAUCCCCAAGUGCCCCUGCCCCUUCCAAGGAGGGGGAGCGGAGCCGGGGUGGGAAGCCGAGCUCGGGGCUCCCCCAGCAGAAGCCCCAGCUGGACGGCAGACACUCCAGUUCCUCCUCCAGCCUGGCGUCUUCAGAAGGAAAGGGCCCAGGAGGGACCACCCUGAACCACAGCAUCAGCAGCCAGACUGUCAGUGGGUCUGUCGGGACUACCCAGACCACAGGAAGCAAUACUGUCAGCGUUCAGCUACCUCAGCCCCAGCAGCAAUACAGCCACCCCAACACUGCGACAGUCGCGCCUUUCCUGUACAGGUCCCAGACAGACACUGAAGGGAAUGUUACUGCCGAGUCCAGCUCAGCGAGUGUGAGCAUGGAGCCCAACCACUACACCAAGAGUGGACAGCCUGCUCUGGAAGAACUCACUGGGGAAGAUCCUGAGGCUCGGCGGCUGCGGACAGUGAAGAACAUCGCUGAUCUGCGGCAGAAUUUGGAGGAGACCAUGUCCAGUUUACGGGGAACUCAGGUCACACACAGCACAUUGGAAACCACAUUUGAUACCAAUGUCACCACGGAGAUUAGCGGGCGCAGCAUCCUCAGCUUGACAGGCAGGCCCACUCCUCUGUCCUGGAGACUCGGCCAGUCCAGCCCUCGGCUCCAAGCAGGAGAUGCCCCCUCUAUGGGCAACGGGUACCCGCCCCGAGCCAACGCCAGCCGGUUCAUCAACACCGAGUCGGGUCGCUAUGUGUACUCGGCCCCUCUGAGGAGGCAACUGGCCUCCAGGGGGAGCAGCAUUUGCCACGUGGACGUCUCAGACAAGGCCGGAGGUGAGAUGGAACUGGAGGGCAUCAGUGUGGACGCGCCUGGCUACAUGAGCGAUGGGGACGUGCUGAGCAAGAACAUGCGGACAGAUGACAGCACGAGCGGGUACAUGACCGAUGGUGGACUUGGCCUCUACACCCGUCGCCUGAACCGGCUUCCUGAUGGGAUGGCUGUGGUGCGGGAGACCCUUCAAAGAAAUACCUCCCUGGGUCUUGGAGAUGCUGACAGCUGGGAUGACAGCAGCUCCGUCAGCAGCGGGAUCAGUGACACCAUAGACAACCUCAGCACUGAUGAUAUCAAUACCAGCUCCUCCAUCAGCUCCUAUGCCAACACUCCUGCCUCCUCUCGCAAAAACCUGGAUGUGCAGACCGAUGCUGAGAAGCACUCGCAGGUGGAGAGAAACUCCCUGUGGUCAGGCGACGAUGUCAAGAAGUCAGACGGAGGGUCAGACAGUGGCAUAAGGAUGGAGCCGAGCUCUAAGUGGAGGCGGAAUCCCUCGGAUGUGUCUGACGAGUCUGACAAAAGCACAUCAGGCAAGAAGAACCCCAUCAUCUCCCAGACAGGCUCGUGGAGGCGAGGCAUGACAGCUCAGGUGGGCAUCACCAUGCCAAGGACGAAGGCGGCUGCCCCGGCAAGCACGCUCAAGACCCCAGGAACUGGAAAAACAGACGAUGCAAAAGUGUCUGAGAAAGGGAGGCUCUCUCCCAAAGCCUCCCAGGUGAAGCGCUCCCCAUCAGACGCAGGCCGCAGCAGUGGUGAUGAAUCUAAAAAGGCCCUCCCCAGCAGCUCCAGGAUGCCCACUGCCAAUGCCAACAGCUUUGGGUUCAAGAAACAGAGUGGCUCUUCCGCUGGUCUGGCCAUGAUCACGGCCAGUGGGGCUGCUGUUACCAGCAGGUCAGCCACAUUGGGCAAAAUCCCAAAGUCUUCUGCAUUUGUGGGUCGGUCUACUGGCCGGAAGACGAGCAUGGAUGGGACUCAGAAUCAGGAUGAUGGGUAUCUGUCUCUCAGCUCGCGGACAAACCUGCAGUACCGGAGUUUGCCAAGGCCCAGCAAGUCCACCAGCCGGAACGGGGCUGGGAACAGGUCUAGUACCAGCAGCAUAGACUCCAACAUCAGUAGCAAGUCGGCAGGCCUGCCAGUUCCUAAGCUGAGGGAGCCGUCCAAAACUGCCCUGGGCAGCUCUCUGCCGGGUCUGGUCAACCAGACAGAUAAGGAGAAAGGCAUCUCAUCGGACAAUGAGAGCGUGGCUUCCUGUAACUCAGUGAAAGUGAACCCGGCAGCCCAGCCUGCAUCCAAUGUGGCUCAGGCCACUCUCCAGCCAGGGGCCAAGUACCCUGAUGUGGCUUCUCCCACACUCCGCAGACUCUUUGGUGGGAAGCCUACCAAGCAAGUACCCAUGGCCACAGCUGAAAACAUGAAAAAUUCGGUGGUCAUCUCUAACCCUCAUGCUGCCUUGACCCCGCAAGGCAACUUGGAGUCCCCCUCGGGCAGUGGCAUCCUGAGCAGCGGGAGCAGCAGUCCUCUCUACAGUAAGAAUGUGGAUCUCAACCAGUCUCCUCUAGCUUCCAGCCCCAGCUCAGCCCACUCAGGCCCCUCCAACAGCCUCACCUGGGGCACCAAUGCCAGCAGCUCCUCGGCAGUCAGCAAGGACGGCCUGGGCUUCCAGUCCGUCAGCAGCCUCCACACCAGCUGUGAGUCAAUUGACAUCUCCCUCAGCAGCGCGGGAGCACUGAGUCACAAUUCCUCCACCGGCCUCAUCACCUCCUCUAAGGACGAAUCCCUGACUCCCUUUGUCAGAACCAACAGCGUGAAGACCACACUGUCCGAAAGCCCUCUCUCUUCCCCUGCUGCUAGCCCUAAGUUCUGCAGAAGUACUCUGCCCAGGAAACAGGACAGUGACCCGCACCUUGAUAGGAACACUUUGCCUAAAAAAGGACUCAGGUACACUCCCACCUCCCAGCUUCGCACACAAGAUGACACAAAGGAAUGGUUACGGUCCCACUCCGCAGGUGGCCUGCAGGACACCGCUGCCAAUUCCCCUUUUUCCUCUGGCUCCAGUGUCACUUCUCCCUCUGGAACAAGAUUCAACUUUUCCCAGCUUGCAAGUCCCACUGCCGUCACCCAGAUGAGCCUGUCCAACCCAACCAUGCUGAGGACCCACAGCCUCUCCAAUGCCGAUGGGCAGUAUGACCCGUACACCGACAGCCGCUUCCGGAAUAGCUCCAUGUCCCUGGAUGAGAAGAGCAGAACCAUGAGCCGCUCAGGCUCAUUCCGUGAUGGGUUUGAAGAAGUGCAUGGAUCCUCGCUCUCCUUGGUUUCCAGCACGUCAUCAAUUUAUUCUACACCGGAAGAGAAGUGCCAGUCAGAGAUUCGCAAACUGCGACGGGAGCUGGAUGCCUCACAGGAGAAGGUUUCAGCUUUGACCACGCAGCUGACAGCAAAUGCUCACCUUGUGGCAGCCUUUGAACAGAGUCUUGGAAACAUGACCAUCAGGCUCCAGAGUUUGACCAUGACAGCUGAGCAAAAGGAUUCAGAACUGAAUGAGUUAAGGAAAACCAUUGAACUGCUAAAGAAACAGAACGCAGCUGCCCAGGCUGCCAUUAAUGGAGUAAUUAACACUCCGGAGCUCAGUUGCAAAGGAAACGGUGCAUCCCAGUCUGCAGACCUCCGCAUCCGCAGACAGCAUUCUUCUGACAGCGUGUCCAGCAUCAACAGUGCCACCAGCCACUCCAGCGUGGGCAGCAACAUAGAGAGUGAUUCAAAGAAGAAGAAGAGAAAGAAUUGGGUCAAUGAGUUACGCAGCUCCUUCAAGCAAGCUUUCGGGAAGAAGAAGUCCCCCAAGUCGGCAUCCUCCCAUUCAGACAUUGAGGAGAUGACGGAUUCUUCUUUGCCUUCCUCGCCAAAGUUACCGCAUAAUGGGUCCACGGGUUCCACUCCACUGCUGAGGAACUCCCACUCCAACUCCCUAAUUUCUGAGUGCAUGGAUAGUGAAGCCGAGACGGUCAUGCAGCUCCGAAAUGAGCUGAGAGACAAGGAGAUGAAGCUGACAGACAUCCGCCUAGAAGCCCUCAGCUCUGCACACCAGCUUGACCAACUUCGUGAGGCCAUGAACAGGAUGCAGAGUGAAAUAGAGAAGUUGAAAGCUGAAAAUGACCGGCUGAAGUCAGAGUCUCAAGGCAGUGGCUGCAGCCGAGCACCCUCCCAGGUGUCGCUGUCUGCUUCCCCGAGGCAGUCCAUGGGCCUCUCCCAGCACAGCCUGAACCUCACUGAGUCAACCAGCCUGGACAUGUUGCUGGAUGACACUGGUGAAUGCUCGGCUCGGAAGGAAGGAGGCAGGCAUGUUAAGAUAGUUGUCAGCUUUCAGGAGGAAAUGAAGUGGAAGGAGGAUUCCAGACCACACCUCUUUCUUAUUGGCUGCAUUGGAGUUAGUGGCAAGACCAAAUGGGAUGUGCUCGAUGGGGUAGUUAGACGGCUGUUCAAAGAAUACAUCAUUCACGUCGACCCAGUGAGUCAGCUGGGGCUGAACUCAGAUAGUGUUCUUGGCUAUAGCAUUGGGGAAAUCCAGCGCAGCAGCUCCUCUGACACCCCCGAGCUUCUGCCCUGCGGCUAUCUGGUCGGAGAGAACACCACCAUCUCUGUGACUGUCAAAGGGCUCGCGGAAAACAGCCUGGACUCCCUGGUAUUCGAGUCCCUGAUCCCCAAGCCCAUCCUGCAGCGCUACGUCUCCCUGCUGGUGGAGCACCGACGGAUCAUCCUCUCUGGGCCCAGCGGCACUGGGAAAACCUACCUGGCCAAUCGGCUCUCAGAGUACCUGGUGCUCCGGGAGGGACGAGAGCUUACAGACGGGGUCAUUGCCACCUUCAACGUGGACCACAAGUCCAGCAAGGAAUUGCGCCAGUACCUGUCCAACCUGGCCGACCAGUGCGCCAGCGAGAACACCGCUGUGGACAUGCCUCUCGUCAUCAUCCUGGACAAUCUGCAUCAUGUCAGCUCUCUGGGCGAGAUCUUCAAUGGGCUGCUCAACUGCAAGGAUCGCAAAUGCCCCUACAUAAUCGGCACGAUGAACCAGGCCACCUCCUCCACUCCCAACCUGCAGCUUCAUCACAACUUCAGGUGGGUGCUUUGUGCCAACCAUACUGAGCCCGUGAAGGGUUUUCUUGGCCGAUUCCUGAGGCGGAAGCUCAUGGAAACAGAGAUCAGUGGGCGGGUGCGGAAUGUGGAGCUGGUGAAAAUCAUCGACUGGAUUCCCAAGGUCUGGCAUCACCUCAACCGCUUCCUGGAGGCUCAUAGCUCCUCAGACGUCACCAUAGGGCCCCGGCUCUUCCUGUCCUGCCCCAUCGAUGUGGAUGGCUCAAGAGUGUGGUUCACUGACUUGUGGAACUAUUCAAUCAUUCCCUAUCUCCUGGAAGCUGUCAGAGAAGGACUCCAGCUCUAUGGCAGGCGGGCCCCCUGGGAGGAUCCCGCCAAGUGGGUGAUGGACACCUAUCCAUGGGCAGCCAGCCCACAGCAGCAUGAGUGGCCUCCUCUGCUGCAGCUCCGGCCUGAGGAUGUCGGCUUUGACGGCUACUCUGUACCUCGGGAGGGGUCCACGAGCAAGCAGAUGCCCCCCAGUGAUGCUGAAGGAGACCCCCUGAUGAACAUGCUGAUGAGGCUGCAGGAGGCAGCCAACUACUCCAGCCCCCAGAGCUACGACAGUGACUCCAACAGCAACAGCCAUCAUGACGACAUCCUGGACUCGUCCCUGGAGUCCACUCUGUGAUGGGGCCUGCCCACCUCGUCUCCUUGUCCUGCUCUGCCCACACCCUCCACCCCACCCCGAAGAUGCCGUCCUGAGCCAGUCCCCGGCUGCAGCUUGAGAGCUGCAGGAACACCAGGACCCUUCCUCCUCCAGCCUUGUCCGGGCUCAGGCACCCUGGGCCGGCCACCUGCAGACCCCUUCCUCCACGGCAAGAACUGCACUGUCUUCCGUUCCCUUCUGAUUAUUGUUUGCCUUGUUGCUGUGACCUCCCUAAGACACUGAAGAUCUGAAGAUACUUCUCGGGAAAGGAUCAUCACUGUUGAAACAAAAAGGGUUAGAAAAAAAAAAAGGAAAAAAAAAACCCCACUUGAAGCUCUGAAACCAAACAGCAUCGUGCCAUGAGCUGCCCCUGAAACAGUAGAAACUGGACCAAACUUGGAAAUAGACAGCACGGCUUCCCGUCAGCACAGACCCUCCAGACUGAGUCUGGCCGCCAGCAGCCCCAUCCACGCCGAGCCACCUUCCACCCAGUGGGCCGCGAGAACUGGUGCUAACAACGAGGGCUGCUGCCUCGGUCACACCUGGCGAGGACAGAGCUAUGACACAGGGAAACCUUUGGAGAAAACAAACCAUGCUUCCUGUUUUGUUUUGUUUUUCUAAAUGGUGCUCUCCUUACCCGAGAGGUAUUUUGCCCAUUCCGAUUCAACUACCCCUUUCAGGUCCGUCAACCUCCAAUUCAUCCGUGAGCGUGAGUGGGGAAGUGAGAAUGAGCAUGAGUAGAUGUGGCCCCAAGCAGACAGCAUGGGUCUGUCUCCUUCCGAUGUAGAAACACAUCAGGUUCUUUUCUGCAAACACUGUGUCCAGUGAGAAUUGGGGUCUGUUUUGGAGAACGGAUCACCCCUUUGAAAAUGAGAUCGAGUUUCUCCUUUCUCUUUGGUUUUGAAGAUGUUCCUUAUCCACCUCUUGGUCAGAAUCAGCCCUUUGGUGAAAGAAAGAACUGCAGGAGUUGAGUUUUGGGUUCGGUCCUGCUGAGUUUGGUUUCAGUUGUCCACCCUCGCAGUGCUCCAUGCUCACCUCCUGCUGCCGGGCCCAGGGUGUCCUCUGCAGUGGACCAGGACCCCAUCCUCCACACGUGGGUGAGCCGGGACCUUGCCUUGCCUUCUCGUCCUCCGGGCUCCAGAGCGCACACCGACACCCAGGCGUGCCGGCCCCAGCCUCAGGUGGGUGGUGAGGUCAUCUCGCAGAAGCCUUGCACUUUUCCUCACAACCAGCGUGGCGCAUCUCAGCAAGCAGGGGUGCCCACUUCCGGAAGCCCUGCCUCAGCCUCCGUCCAGACAAGUCUUGCCUGACCUCUUCGGUGCUGACCUUCCCAAAGCGAUGCCUUACUGAUGUGUACUAACCAUGUUCCCUUUGGAGUGUCCUGCCUGCCUGGGGUCCGGGUUUUGUUUUGUUUUCCCCGUCAGAGCAAACAGGGCUAAAAAGUCAUUUACUCAUUAGGAGAACUCAAGUUGCUGUGACUUUUCUCACCCAAAAGACUCAUUUGUGUGGUUGUGUGGCCAUGGGAAAAAAUAAAAAGGGAAAAAAAGAUUCAUUUUUUUAGGUUUUUAUUAGUCUCCAGCUAUCACCCUGGCUGGACAAUAAUACGUCUUGUGCAGAAAAGGCAAAAAUUCCAACAAGUGUACGUGACUUUGCUGACCCAUGCCCUGUUAGGAUGUGUCUUCAACAUCCUGGUAUUUUCUUUGCAAAUUGUGGUAAAUCUUUGAGUUGUUUGUUUCUGUUUUAUAAAGAGAAUCUUUAUUGGACCCCAGAAGGGGUCUCUGUUAAUAAUCAGGGUUUUUUUCCCAUCUUUUAUGUUUCUAUUUCUGAAGGUCCAUCCCUCUACAUUUAUUUUUAUUUUCUUGCCAUAAGAACUUGACCUGAAACUGCUCACAUUACAUUGAAUGACACCAUUUUCCUCCUCCUUGAAAGGAAAAGGGGCCUCUGUCCCACUAACUAACUGGUGAAUGGAAAACCUCUCAACACUGUCCCUGCUUUAAUCUCAGUAAACUCAGACUCUAUUCUGCUGAGCCUGCAUUGGUCAUCUGGGUGUAUGAGUGUAUCUUGUUCUCUCUUGUGUUUCAUGAAGUUUUUAAACCAUAUAUUUAGCCUGUGGCCAUGGGCCACACCCUGAGCCUUCUGGUAAACCUGAAACGUGGUCCUUGUCAAUUUAUCUCCUGACCAUGACCUUACAUGCUCAUACUGUGAAUUGGGAGGAGGUAACAUUGACUUCUCCUCAUGGGCAAUUUUCCCAGUCACCUUGUGAGUAGACACCUAGCCAAUAUUGUUUGGAACUUUUUUUUUUUUAGUGACACCCUCUGCUCUUCCUCCUCUUCCCUGUCCCACAGGCUUCCCUCCCAUAGGGUCCAGGCUCAGAACCAAGACCUCGGUCCCUGGUGCUGCCCGACUAGUGAACAGUGAUUUCAGUAGUGUAGCCCUUGUAUGAUUCACAACUCAGUGUCCUUCCUAAAGCUUCGGGAAGCAGGGUUGUAUGAUAUGCACAUUUCCUAUUUGGGUCAUCUUUUACUUUAGUGUCACUCACCUUUAGCAAAGUGACUUUGUACUCAUUUAGGGCUCUGUCUGAAAUGCUUUCAGUUUGCCUUUUUCUACAGUUAGGCUAACUUUGAAAUGUAUGAAAUUCUAUGCAACACUUACAUUGAGUUACCAAUGGAAGCCAAACCUUUUCUUCCCCAGCUGCCAAGAAUUAUACAGGCCAUAAAUGAGAUGGGAAUACCUUUUAAUUUAAGGUUGGGUUGGGGGGGUGGGUAAGGGUGGGACAAGGAACAAGGCUUGCCUAGACCUUUGUUGUAUCUUGGGGACAUUUAAAAAUUUUAUUGUUGAUGCUUCAAUUUCAAAAUUCUGUGUAUUCAAAUUUGAUCAUGGCGAAUCUAUUUCAAAAGACAAAAAAUAAUCCAGCUUUGUGGAUAUUAAAUGGAAGGUUUGCUGUCUUGAUCCAGUUGUUUCCAGUGGAGCAGUUUAUGAAAUAUGUUCUAUAAGAUGUACAUUUUUUCAUUGUAACAUAAAAAUUGUAAAUAAUUGAUUAAAGUGCUGCAUUUUGAUGAAUUUUUUCUAGCCAUUUUUAAAGAGAAAACUAGGAAUUGAGUAUUUUGUGUACGGUAUGUUUCCAUUGUCCCUCCCCUUCCACCAAACCUCCUUCCCUAUUUAAUUUUCAUUUGUCAUGAGGUUCUUUGAUUUGCCAAUGAUCUGCUGGAGAUCAUGUCCCACGUCAUAGAGAAUAAAGCUGAUGAUUGUACCAGUCUUAAAUUAUUCAUGAUUCAAUAAAAUUGAUGCUUAUUUAUUCACA
Manis javanica (Malayan pangolin) is the source of this 11478-nucleotide messenger RNA. The record is from RefSeq and is a predicted model, not a curated record. NCBI's taxonomy places the organism in Eukaryota, Metazoa, Chordata, Mammalia, Pholidota, Manidae.